Molecule: messenger RNA, 1333 nt
Organism: Sphaerodactylus townsendi
Lineage: Eukaryota; Metazoa; Chordata; Lepidosauria; Squamata; Sphaerodactylidae
Gene: SLFNL1
Product: schlafen like 1
Exons: 4
Coding region: 1-1326 (441 amino acids)
Molecular function (GO): RNA binding
Source: RefSeq, a predicted model, not a curated record
AUGGCGACUUCGGCCUGCGCUGCAAGUGUCUCGGCCAUCUUGCGCUUCUUUUACAAGGGCCACGAAUUUGUACCAGCUGCAAUAAAGGCCUUUAAUGCCAAGGGGGGAACUGAAUGUGAGCCGCCAGAGAGCCAGCUAGAACAAGUGCCAGAGUUGGCUGCUUUAUCCAAAGCAACAGUAGAAGGGGAAGAUGACCAACUUCCUGGGUCAGCACAUUCCUACAUCCUUUACGUUGGGAACUUGAACCCCAAAUACUCAGGAGAAGUUAUCUGCAGCAUGAUGAAGGACUUCUUAGGCCUGGCCAGCAUCACCCUCCAGAGGCACAACAUCGAAGUGAUUCGGAAACGCAGGCAGGCCUACGCCUUUGUGCAGGUAGCAACCGAAGUGAGCUUGGAGCGUGUCCUAAAACAGUUGCUGCUCGCGUCGGAAUCUGAGCACCACCUAGUCAAGGAGCUGGUGAAGAAUGGCAAAAAUCUGGUUGUGGGGCAGGGCAAGAAGUGUGGAUUUGAAGCUGACAAUAGCAGAGAGACUGACUCUAGAGGGAGCAGCUCAGAAUCUCGUCUGGGAGGGUUGCAGGCACCUGAGAGGCGGAAGAAACAACCAUCCAAGGAAACCCAGACUAACACUAGCAGAAAGUUUGCCCAACACACUUGGAGACUGACAAGCCGGCCGUCAGCUUUUCUGAGCAGCACUCGUUCAGACAGUGCCAUUGUCCAGCAAGAGAUUGUCGGCAAGGAGUGCCUGUUCUAUGGUGCCUUCAUGGGUAACGAGACACGGAACACGGAAUUCAAACGCGGUGGUGGGGAUUAUUUGACAGUCACUCUGAAGCAUCAUGUGCGGAAAUAUGCAUGCGCAUUCCUCAACAGCGAAGGGGGGAGCCUUCUCGUGGGGGUAGAAGACAACGGCCUCGUGCUGGGAGUCCGCUGUGACCACAAAGAUGAAGACAGGGCCCGCCUCCUCAUCGACUCUGUUCUGAAGGGUUUCAAGCCACAGGUUUUCCCAGCGGCCUAUACGCUGAGUUUCAUCCCUGUUAUCAAAGCUGAAGACACCGGCAUUUUCCUAAAAGUUAUCCGGUUAACUGUGCAUCCUCCCAAACAGCAUGCAGAACCUCUUCUUUACGAAACAGACCAAGGGGAAGUGUACAUCCGGCGAGACGGUAGCAUUCAAGGGCCUCUCUCGGGGAGCGCCAUUCAAGAGUGGUGUCGACAGAAAUGGACAGAGGAGAUCAAGAAGCUAGAGGAGAAAAUAGAGAAUUUGUUGAAGGAGAAGGAGCUGCAGCAGCAAAGGCAACAGAACACCAGUCCACGAUGCUGUGCCCUCAUGUAACCACAGA